UUGACGGCCUGUCGUAAACUGAGUCCUUCCUUUGCUUUUUUUCCGUUGCUUGGCUGUGAGCUACGGCCCUUCGGUCCCCGGCGCGCUUUCCGGCCGCGGCGCCGAGAGGACCCGAGCGAGCGCCGACAGGGGCCCGCCCCCUUCCCCGAGAUGCCCCCCAAGAAACCGCCGCCUGCGGCGGGGCCCAAUAAGAAGGCGGACCAGAAAAAGAAGGAGAAGAUCAUCGAGGACAAAACAUUUGGUCUAAAGAAUAAGAAAGGAGCAAAACAGCAGAAGUUUAUCAAGGCUGUGACUCAUCAAGUUAAAUUUGGUCAACAAAAUCCAAGACAGGCUGCUCAAGCUGAAGGUGACAAGAAAUUAAAGAAAGAUGAUAAGAAGAAAGAAUUACAGGAACUAAAUGAACUCUUCAAACCUGUAGUUGCUGCCCAGAAAAUUAGUAAAGGUGCAGAUCCCAAAUCAGUAGUUUGUGCUUUCUUCAAGCAAGGACAGUGCACCAAAGGAGAUAAGUGCAAGUUUUCUCAUGAUUUGUCUUUGGAGAGAAAGUGUGAAAAACGAAGUGUUUACAUUGAUGCAAGAGAUGAAGAUCUUGAAAAAGAUACAAUGGAUAAUUGGGAUGAGAAAAAGCUGGAAGAGGUGGUGAACAAGAAGCAUGGUGAGGCGGAAAAGAAAAAACCCAAAACUCAAAUAGUCUGCAAGUAUUUUCUUGAUGCUAUUGAAAACAACAAAUAUGGCUGGUUUUGGGUUUGUCCUGGAGGAGGAGACAACUGUAUGUACCGCCAUGCCCUCCCUCCUGGCUUUAUACUAAAAAAAGACAAAAAGAAGGAGGAAAAGGAAGAUGAAGUUUCUUUAGAAGAUCUAAUAGAAAGAGAGCGUGCUGCCUUAGGACCAAACAUUACCAAAAUCACCCUAGAGUCUUUUCUUGCAUGGAAGAAAAGAAAAAGACAAGAAAAGAUUGACAAGGCUGAACAAGAUAUGGAACGGAGGAAAGCUGAUUUUAAAGCUGGCAAAGCACUGGUGAUCAGUGGACGUGAAGUAUUUGAGUUCCGGCCCGAGUUGGUUGAUGCUGAUGAUGAAGAAGCAGAUGACACUAAUUAUAUUCAAGGAUCAAGUGAAGAUGAGGUUGAAGAUCUUGUGAGGAUAAAUGAUGUAGACUUGAAUCUGUAUGUCCCAAAGGAUGUAGAUGAGACUGGUAUUACUGUGGCUAGUCUUGAGCGAUUCAGCACAUACACUUCAGUGGAAAAAGAUGAUAACAAAUUAAGUGAAGCUUCAGGAGGUGGGAUAGAGAAUGGGGAGCAAAGCGAUUUAGAAGAAAACGAGGCAGAAGGAGAGCAGGAAAAUGGAGUAAUAGAUGCAGUUCCUGUUGAUGAAAAUCUUUUUACUGGAGAGGACUUGGAUGAACUAGAAGAAGAAUUAAACACUCUUGAUUUAGAAGAAUGAACAAACAAAUCAAAUAAGAAAAUUGAAGUCUACCUUACAAAGUGAAAACUGACUGCAUCAUUUUUUCAUCUAGAAUUCUUAAACAGGAUGUUUAUGAUUUCCCAACUGAUUCUGGAGGGCACAUCAAAAACCAGAAGUACUUUCCUUCAGUUUCCUUUACUCUACUCUUGACUACACCUCAUAGUAAGAUACUCAGAGUAGUUAAUAAUUGAAUUGAGAGCUGUCAUUGCAGAAAAUGAGGUGUAAUUUUCAAUUAAAAGUAGGAAGCAUAACUGAGUUAAGUGGAUUUAUUACGACCAGGUGCAGUAUACAGUCAACAGUGAACAGCCUUUUCACCAGAACUGCAUUUUUUAAUAAGUAAUUUUGAGUUGAUUUAGAAACUGCCUAAAAUAUUUGAGCAAUGUACUCUAAAUGGAGCUGAUACAGAUUCAGAUGUUCGGGCUCCAGUAGGUAUUGAUAUGCUUUACUACUUCAGCUGGAUGCUAAACAUGCGGCUUCGUGAAUUGAUACAGCGUCAGCUACGGUGCCCUCUGUUUAAAAUGUUUUAAACUUUCCCUCCACCUUUUGCCAACAAGGUUGUAAAUAAAGACUGUCAACUUUAAAAUCA
This is a messenger RNA of Chelonoidis abingdonii (Abingdon island giant tortoise), 2044 nucleotides long. It is a transcript of the gene ZC3H15, whose product is annotated as zinc finger CCCH-type containing 15. Gene Ontology annotation, cellular component: cytosol. NCBI's taxonomy places the organism in Eukaryota, Metazoa, Chordata, Testudines, Testudinidae. Gene Ontology annotation, molecular function: mRNA binding; metal ion binding. The record is from RefSeq and is a predicted model, not a curated record. Gene Ontology annotation, biological process: cytoplasmic translation.